Messenger RNA from Uloborus diversus, 1363 nucleotides. Its product is annotated as retinal-binding protein-like. The record is from RefSeq and is a predicted model, not a curated record. Bases 1 to 1119 code for a protein of 372 amino acids. The transcript has 14 exons. Gene Ontology annotation, cellular component: cytoplasm. Lineage: Eukaryota; Metazoa; Arthropoda; Arachnida; Araneae; Uloboridae.
AUGGUUUCUUCUGGCGAGGUGCCCAGCCUGGUGACAUUUUCACUUUCUUACACUACAGAUCAUGACAUCAGAAGGAAAAAAUCGUCUGAACCUACCCCCAAAGUAGACAAGGCCAAGGAACUGGAAGAAGAGGAACUGGCGAAGCUCGUAGAACUGAAAGAAAAUUUAGGAGAUGAUUUACCCCCACAGUAUUCAGAUGCAGCACUACUCGGAUUCUUGAGGGCGAGAUCACUAAAUGUCAAAGAAGCGGAGAAACUUAUGAAACUUGAUGUGAAUGUGCUGCGGUUCCUAAGAAUACACGAAUACGAACUUCCCGAGGUGAGCAGGGCAUACAGCAUGUCUGGCAUCCUCGGCUAUGAUAAUGAAGGUUCCUUGGUUCGAGUGGUUAAUGUGGGUGACGCAGACUUUAAAGGUUUCGUUCAUUCCCUGUCGACCAUAGACGAAUUCCGAUUCUUCAUCUGGUUCUUCCACAAAGACGCUGAGCGCUUGAGAGCUGAAAACAAAAAAACAGGACGCAAGAACGGCCAAUUCGUGUACAUACUCAAUUUUGAACGCAUGAGCAUCGGUCAAUUAACCUAUAAGCCGACCCUUGAUACCGGCAUCAUAGCAUUGAAAUUACUGCAAGAUCAUUAUCAUGAUAUCGCUAAAGCUAUUUACGUCAUCAACACUCCUCCUUUCUUCUCCUCUGUCUACAAACUUAUAAAACCAGUGAUUCAAGAUUCCCUCAACAAAAGAAUGAAGAUAUACGGAUACGAUGGAUGGAAAGAAGAGUUGUUGAAGACCAUAGACCCUGAAAUUCUUCCCGUUUACCUCGGUGGAAGUCGUGUGGGUAAGGACGACGACCCUAACUGUUCCGACAUAAUCAGUUUUGGUGGUACCAUUCCCGAACACUUCUACUCCAACAACUUCCUGGACCUCGAAGACCCUGACGUGGUCACUGCAACCGUAGGUGCUGGAUCGACCCUCAACUUCCGGUUCGCUGUUCGCGAAGUCGGAACUAUAUUUCGGUGGCACAUUCAAGCGAAGGACAAUGACAUAGGAUUCGGUCUCAUGAGCGAAUCUCCGACAGCAGGUGAAUUGGAGCCGUUUGAAGGUGCAGGCGAAGAAAAAGAAGGAUAAGGACGAGGACAUCUCCAAAUUCGAGCCUCUGACUCCAGUCAUUCGCAGCCAGUGCCAUGUUUGCCCGGAAGUGGGAAGCACGAUCUUAUGGACAACCGGAAAUCUGGUCUUACACUUCGACAACACCUACAGCUGGAUGACAUCAAAGGACAUCGCCUUCAAAUCAUCUUGGAGCCUCCAGGAGAAUUGGGCAGGAACUACGUCAACGCCGCGCACCACGCUUCUAAAGCUAUUCAGGAUUUGA